Molecule: messenger RNA, 1122 nt
Organism: Glossina fuscipes
Lineage: Eukaryota; Metazoa; Arthropoda; Insecta; Diptera; Glossinidae
Product: venom acid phosphatase Acph-1-like
Exons: 7
Biological process (GO): dephosphorylation
Molecular function (GO): phosphatase activity
Source: RefSeq, a predicted model, not a curated record
GCGGAAAAUUUAAAUAUUACUACAACUGCAACACCGCCAACAACGUUGCAAUUAGUUCAUGUGCUGUUUCGCCAUGGCCCGCGUACACCGGUCAACACAUACCCAAAUGACCCGUACAUAAGAGAAACAUUUUAUCCUUAUGGUUGGGGACAGUUGACAAACGCGGGUAAACGUGAACUCUUUAAAAUGGGUCAAUGGCUGGCGAGACGUUAUGAGAAUUUUCUAACCCAAUUUUACACACCAGAGCUGCUCCACGUUCAAUCAUCUGCCUCACCACGUACUUUGAUGUCAAUGGCUACCGUGUUGGCGGGCAUGUUUCCACCUAAGAACACAGUAAUGGAAUGGAACAUAAAACUGAAUUGGCAACCUAUACCCAUUCAGGCACAGCCUUUAGACAGGGAUAUUUGGCUGCGCAUGACAGCUGAUUGCCCACGUUACCAGCAAGCAUUACAGGAAGUAUUACAAAGAUCGGAAGUGCAACAGGAAUUAAAACGGCAUGAGAAUUUAUUUAAGGAAUUAACUGAGAUAACGGGACUAAAUGUAACAACGGCACACGAUAUAACGUCAAUUUAUAUAACACUGCUGGCAGAGCGUGAUUAUGGCUUAAAUUUGCCAUCUUGGACACAAAAUUAUUAUCCAUUUAAAAUGCAAUUUAUGGCUGAACAAAGUUACAUAUAUAAUGCGUACACUACCGAGAUGCAAAGAAUUAAAGGAGGCCCUCUGCUGCAAUUGAUGCUUGAGCAUAUGCUGAGCAAGGCAGAGGGGUCUUUAAGACCUUCACAAAGAAAAAUUUAUAUGUAUUGUGCUCAUGACUGGUCAGUAACCAAUUUUCUGAUGGCUUUAAAAGUAUGGAAACGGCAGUUGCCCAAAUUUUCGGCAUUGGUAUUAAUUGAGUUGCACCGUCAAAUGUCCGGUAAGGACUAUUACAUUAAGUUUUUCUUUAGAAAUGAUCCCAAAGCUAUCUUGGAACCUUUAAUAUUGCCCGGAUGCACGGUCGCUUGCCCUUUGGAUAAGGUUUUAGAAUUAGUCAAAGACGUUAUACCAAACGCUGCCUACGAAGAGAUGUGUCGACUAAAGGAAGGCCCAGCAUUUGAAAAGUAUCUGAAAAGCGAUUAUAAUUAA